Panicum virgatum (switchgrass) is the source of this 686-nucleotide messenger RNA. Its product is annotated as zinc finger CCCH domain-containing protein 15 homolog. The transcript has 3 exons. The record is from RefSeq and is a predicted model, not a curated record. Lineage: Eukaryota; Viridiplantae; Streptophyta; Magnoliopsida; Poales; Poaceae. The coding region runs from base 84 to 410 and encodes 108 amino acids.
UUUGGCCCCCAUCUUUCCCGUCUCAUAUUUGGUUUAUCCGUAUUCGUCAGCCCUCUCUCCAAAAAUUCACAGAUCCUCUCGUGAUGGGAGCGGAAGCCGAGGGUACUCCCCCUCCGCAGCCCGUCGCCGCCGAGCCCGCGACCGCGGCGAGGGCGCAGCCCAUUAACGCAGCGCAGUUCCUCUCCUGGAAGCAGCGCAAGAUGGUCUGGCCAAACUCGUGCACUGUAUUUCUGUUGCAAAUUGAAGCGUACCUUUUGGGAAUCCUGUAUAUCGCUGAUGCAGAGGAAGCUGCGAGGAAACCUGAAGCAGCUCAGAAGCGAGCUGCCGAUAUCGCUUCAGGAGCGGUGCAGAUGAAUGGCCGUGAGCUGUUCCAACACGAGCCCUGGGUGUUCGACAACAACAUUUACUGAGAUUGGUCGCGGGCAGGGGCUCAAGGAAUUUCCCUCUUGACUGCCCCCACUUCACAGGAGUAGUUUCCUGGUUUUAUUUUAGGGUUGUCCUUUUUUAGACAUGGUUUCAGUCUGUAACUUAAGGCUUGCUUGUUGUUUGUGUGUGUUGGCGUGUGUUGGGUGUGUUUUGUGAGUGUUUUGUGUCGACUGGGAUCUCUUACCUUUUUUUUUCUCCAUCUUCUCAAUAUAAUGAUGCGCAACUCUCCUGCGUUUUUCGAUAAAAAACAUUUACUGAGA